Molecule: messenger RNA, 1434 nt
Organism: Lactuca saligna
Lineage: Eukaryota; Viridiplantae; Streptophyta; Magnoliopsida; Asterales; Asteraceae
Source: the annotation of a GenBank genome assembly
AUGACCAAUAAUCAUCCAGAAGAAAUGGAUAAUGCUCUUUCAAACGAGAAACCUCAUAAGCAUAAGAACAAGAAGAGGAAAUCAGAAUCAAAUGAAGAUGAAGGAGAUGAGGCUAUUCAGGAAGACAGUGGUGAUUUACAGAAGAAGAGGAAAAAAGAUUCUUCCAAGAGUGAAGAAAAUAACCAGGGCCAAGAUGAUGACCCGAAACCCAAAAAAGAAAAGAAGAAAAAGAAGAAAUCAAAGGCAAAUGAAGAUGGGUAUAAUGGUAAUUUGGAAGAAGACAAUAGUGAUUUACAGAAGAAGCAUAAGAAGAAAAAGAGGAAAAGAGAUUCGGAGACACAAACAAAUGAUGACCCAAAACCAAAAAAGGAAAAGAAAAAAAAUAGGAACUCAAAAUCAAAUGAAGGUGGAGACAAGGGUAAUUUGGAACAACAAAAUGAAGACCCAAAAAACCCCAAAAAAAAGAAAACCAAAAAAGUUACCUUUUCGGGCCAAGUAGAAAUCUUCCCAUCGUCAUCAAACAAAACCACCAAAAGACAACAAAAAACAAAAUCCACCGACAACGACAACCUAGUACGAGGAAAAAGAUUCACGCCAGAAGAAGACGAAAUAGUAAAACAAGCCGUCGAAAACUACAUAAUCUCCAACAACCUAGGAGACGACGGCUUAAAAAUGAUCCUAAAUUGCAAAUCCCACAAAGGUAUGAAAAGAUGUUGGCAAGAAAUCGGCAAUUGCAUCCCCUACCGCCCUCACACCGCCAUCUACCAUCGGGCCCACAUCCUCUUUGAACAAUCCGAACACCGCCAAUGGACACCCGAAGAGAUCAAAUUCCUCAAAGAAUCCUAUAAAAAACACGGAAACAAAUGGAAAAUGAUCGCGGAAGAACUCGGUAAACACCGCUUCCAUGUCAAGGACACCUGGCGAAGAAUAGUCAAACUUGAGAAUUUGAAAAUUGGGAAAUGGAGUCAAGAUGAGUAUCAGAGUCUAUACGAUAUGGUCAACUUGGAUUUACAGAUGAAGAUCACGGGUCAAGAGAAAAAGUCAAAGCAUGGGAUGUUGAGGGAUAAUAUUCCAUGGACAUCGAUUAGUGAGAAGUUGACAACUAGAAGUGAUUCGACUUGUUGUAGGAAGUGGUAUGAACAGUUGACUUCGAGUUUAGUGGCUGAGAAGAAAUGGUCGGAUGCUGAUGAUUAUUGGUUGGUUGGGAAGCUUUAUGAGAUUGAUGCCGCUUGUGUUGAAGAUGUGGAGUGGGAUGAGCUUUUGGAGCAUAGAAGUGGUGAGAUUUGUAGGAAAAGAUGGGAUCAAAUGGUGGUUUGUAUUGGGAAUCAUAAGAGUAAGACAUUUGGGGAACAAGUUGAGAUAUUGGCUAAACGUUAUCGUCCUGAAUUGGCUGAAACUAGACAGAUUUGGGAUGAUAAACCCCUUGUUCCAUGA